Schistocerca nitens (vagrant locust) is the source of this 1311-nucleotide messenger RNA. Its product is annotated as stromelysin-1-like. The record is from RefSeq and is a predicted model, not a curated record. Gene Ontology annotation, cellular component: extracellular matrix. Bases 1 to 1311 code for a protein of 436 amino acids. Gene Ontology annotation, molecular function: zinc ion binding; metalloendopeptidase activity. The transcript has 3 exons. NCBI's taxonomy places the organism in Eukaryota, Metazoa, Arthropoda, Insecta, Orthoptera, Acrididae. Gene Ontology annotation, biological process: proteolysis; extracellular matrix organization; collagen catabolic process.
AUGUUCACCUUAGAAGAUAUUCAAGAUGCUGAAGAAUUUCUCGACGUUCAGAUUAAGGUUGUUUCUGCGGCACAUUUCAACACGGUGAUUCAUUCUGGAAAAGAAAGGGACACUACGAUAUAUCUGUACCACCACAACAAUCACUAUGACGCGAUCAACAACAUGAAAGCCUUUUUUGGAAGCUCCUACUACUGCCAGAAGUGUGACAAGCCUUAUAAUAACAAGGACCAGCACAAGUGCAAAAAGGACAAGAAAGAAGUGUGUAAUUUGUGCAAAGGACCACAACACAAGAAAAUUACAGAAUCAACAAAUAUUCCAGAACUCUCAGAUAUAAAGAAUGCAUUAAUACUAUUUCAAAAAAAGUUUAAUUUGAAACCUACUGGUGAAAUAAGUGAUGAAACUUUAGAACUGAUAAACAAACCUAGGUGUGGUGUUGAAGAUCAUGCACUAUCUUUUACUUCCCAUAUUGAUAAAUGGAAUAAGAAAAAUAUAAAAUGGUACUACACAGGUUCAUCAAAAAGAAUGAAGGAAUUAACUGAAAUUGCUUUUAAUACCUGGAAAGAACAUACAGAUUUGAUUUUUGAAGAAGAUCAAUCGAAUUGCGACAUUAUUAUUUCAAAUAAAAGACGUACACACAGAAAAGAAACUAGUGGCCAACAUUUUUGCUCGAAAUCAUUUGAUGGUAAAGGAGGUGUGUUAGGUCAUGCAUUUUAUCCAGAUAUUAAUAAUAACGCUGUAGAAAUUCAUAUGGAUCAGGAUGAAGAUUGGUAUUUUGAGAUUGACGUAAACACUCCAAAAGAAAAGAUAAACUUCUAUGCAGUUUUAGUUCAUGAAAUUGGUCACACAUUAGGCCUUGCACAUUCAACUGCGAAUACUUCAAUUAUGUAUCCAAUCUACAAUAGUUCAAAUAUUGAAUUAAGUAAAGAUGAUAUUCUUGGAAUACAAAGUUUGUACGGGAAAGGUGGUGAAGGGAAUGAUGAAGAUGAAUCUAAUGAUGAUGAUGAAGUAGAAGAAGAUUCAAAUCCUCCAGAACUAUGUAAACUGAAUAAGAAAAUAAAGAACUUGUUAAUUGUUGAUAAGGUUCUGUAUAUUUAUUAUGAAAAAUGGGUUUGGGUAAUGGAUUUGGAUAAUUUAAAUGUGCACACUAAACCACAACUCAUAAGUGAUUGGUUAACAUUUCUUCCAAAAGGCUUUAAAAAUAUUACUGCAGCAUAUCAAAGACCAUCUGGAGAUGUUGUUUUAUUCAUUGAUAACAAACUAUGCUUCAAGUCACGUAGAUUGAAUCUUAAGCUGGUGACGCCAGAGGGAUGA